AUGAGAGAGGGAGAGAGAUCCAGCGAGGAGCUACGAGAGAAAACAGAGGACGUCGACGGUAGGAUGAAGGACCUCACUUAACUGUCGGUAAACGGGAUCGUAUCAUAUGGGGUUUUAUCUUGGCGUCCAUCCGCAGGUCGUUGCAGACAUUGCACUGCCAACAACAACUACUUCCCAUGACCUCAAACCAUUACUUAAACUCCGUUAUUUUUUGAAAAUUUGUUUUUAAUCUACUUUUUUGGUUACCGUGCUCAUUUCCGUUCCCAUACAAAAGCGUACAAUAAUACUUUCAGCAGAAAUUCGAACAAUUUCUGUGUUUUCUUGCAUUUCAUCAGUUUACUGUCUGGCGUAUUGCCCACCCGUAAAACUCCCAUAACCGCCAUUCCGAGAUGACACAAUUCACAGUAUACUGACAGUUAAGUGAGGUUCUUCACCCUACCGUUGCCCAGAGAAGGACUAGUCGACCCUGCGAUCAGGCCAAACAAAUAAACAUCACUUCCAUGUAACUUUGCAUUUUCGUGAAGUAAGGCAACAGAGCUUAGGUCCGUGGAUCAAACGGUGCGACAUCCUGUGUUUGAGGUAUAACGGGCAGGUGGGGGCAAACAACCCCAAAAGGAUUGUUCGGCCCACCUUGUCUCUGCGGCAACUCUUCUUUCGUGGUGGUCGCUUGUUUCUAGGCGACUGUCAAUAAUGCCUCCAUAGCAGAGCUGCAAAGCGAUGCACCUGCAUCCGAUCCUCCAACCCGGGAAAUUGCUUGACGCAGCAUGUUUUCCGUAUGAAACGGUGUUCAGCUGUGAAUUAUUGAAAGAGGGCAUUACAACACUAAGUAGCUUACCUCACUGAUUUACUUGACAGCAGUGGGUUACAUAAAAAACAACAGGCCCCUUUCACAAAUCAUUGUUCAAAACAACAAUAAAUAAAUAACCGAGAAUACCUAGAAAGGCAAGGUAGACCGGAAUGGCCAUUUCUGAAUAAGGUGCAUAGUCAGUCGAUGCCAGUAAAACCUGGUAGAAUACUAGGCUCAAGGACCAGCCGGACCCAAGUUCUAACUUUAGGUCUUCAGAGUAAAAGCUUGAAGUAUGGCUGAUUUGCGACGAUCAACAAAGCAGAAAUGGUCCUUUAACCCUACCUUGUCUUUGUCGAAAAUACUUUCCGACGAUGUCCACCGUGUUGCAGCAGGCACGGUGACUUGCGCGUGAAUUAUUUUAUAGUGAUACUACACUUGCGAAGCAUCUACCACAUUCUCUCUUCCCCACUCCCCACUUUUACCCGGUGUAAAGAAAGAGUCAAGAAGACCGGAGACGGGGGAGGGCGCAGGUGGCUGGCACGGCCGGAACCGCACCUAGGCGUGCUAACACACUCCCCUGGUCCACACAGCAAAUGACCAGGUUUUUGGCCAACAACACCCCAACAGGAGUUAGAAGGACGAGGAUGAUGACUGGGCAGUCAUGACCACCACCUGUAUAACCAGAGGGGGCGCAAGCGCAUACCAGGCUGCGAGGGCCAUGGUUUGCUGAUACCGCGUCCACCGUAAGUUACUGACUCAUGAAUUGAGUGCAUUCACCGUGCCCUUGCCGGCGCACGCAGGUCUGCAUGCGCGCUCUAACCACCGCAGCAGUGUCCGUCAAUUAAUGGGGCCAUUAACCGCGUUGGUGGUCCAUCCGAGUACAGCAUCGUUGCAAAGCAGAUCGAUAAAGGGACAGCUUUUACCACCAAGCCCACGCACUUCGCCAAUUGUCAGUUCCCUGUACUUGGCGUAGCCAAUAGGAAGAUGGACAACAGCGCGCAUUCGAUCAUAGUGGGGGGAGGGAGCAAAAUGCACUGAGCUAUGGACCAGAGCCAACGCAAUCACUUGGGUUUCAUUGACAAGUGGAACGUUCACCUGUCGGCGGCCCAAACUUUACUAGAAAAAGCGCACAGAAGCGAUGAGCAGCAGAAGCAAAGUUCCACUCAUUAUGAGUUUUGUAGUAUUGUCACGUGGUAGAUGCGCUGGACCUACACGGGGGGGGGGCAUAUUGGAUUCUGACAGGCGUUAUCGGAAUGCAGACAAUAAAAAAUGCCAACAUUUCAGGAUGAGGUGGCAGACCCAAUUGCCGGUUGCCAUCGCGCACAUUGGGACCCAUUUUUGUUGUUGGUUAAAAUCCUGGUCAUUUUCUGUGUGGACCAGGGGGGUGCGGAGUGGAGCGCCAAGGUGCGGGCUCGACCGUGCCAUCCACCUGCGCCCUCCCCUGCUUCCGGUCUUCUUGACUUUGUCUUGAUACCGGGUCCAGGGGGGUGGGGGAGAAAGUGCGAUGUCGCGCAAGUCUAGUAUCACUAUGAGCUAAUUCACGCGCAAGUCACCGUGCCUGCUCUCACCUUGCUGUGUGGAACGCACGGUGGACAUCGUCGGCAACGACGGUCGAACUAUCAAAUAGUAUCGUGAGAAAUGCAUCUGACCUCACAGACGGAGGCCUAGAGUUCGACCCCGUGGUGCUGCAUUGACGGGCUCUACUGAAGCGCAAGCGAUUUCAAUCACAUUCGUAGCCUAACCAUAACAACUAGUGCUGUAUUCAGCCCGUUUUAAGACAUCUUCUGUUUUGUCUAGAAUACGAGACCUCCGACAUAACACGGCUAGAUUUAGCAACAAAGUGCUUUGCGGUCGCUCAAAAUCCCGACUUAGGGACUAAGUCUUUUAAAUGUCAAUAAUAAUUAAUGACUGUUACGCAUUUCAAAUGUGUAGACCGGACAAAGAGUAUCGACCGUCCCUCCUGCUAGUCAGACCAGAUCUCAGUGUCGAUCUACGAUACUUAAGAUUUAAACUCCAGCCUAUUUGAUCUUCAAGGUUAGCUCUCUACUAGUUGAAUUAUGGGCCAGUACUCAAGGUACUGCGAUCGGGGGUUAUUGAAAAUCAACUAAGAAUGACACCCACCAGCCUGGCCUGAUUUUAGGACGGAAUACGGAAGUUCCGUUGGCCCCGUUGAGAUACUGGUACACAACCUGUCUAAUGCAAACCGGAACAAUACACACGACGGGUGAGCUGCAACUCGCUAAUUUAAUCUGCUUGAAUUCCACGGCACAUUUCACCCCGUUUUAUCCUGCAACCCUAGACACGAAACCUUUUGAGCGAUCACACAACGUUGAAGUGGGAGUAAUUAAAGGAAGUCGUUUGACCUGUAUCCAUUUCGUCUGUCCGAAAAUGUUUUGAAAGACGUGAUUUUGGGCAACCAUGUGAUCCGGUAUCAAAAAUUGUCAUUGUUUUGUAGGCCGAUAUUGAAAAAAAGAUGCUUCAGCACUUUUUCACUAUUUCUGUACCAGCUCACGAAUUCCAAUUGGCGGUCAUUUAUAUAGAGCUCAAUGUCUAUGAGCUUAUUCAUUGCAUCAGUCGGUUGACCGGCUCGGACUAUCGUUUGAUGCACGGGAGAAGAGUGAUCAAUGUUGGCUCUCAGUGCAUUUUCCUCACUAUAAACACGCCGGCGCGCUUCACACUACCACAAUGACCUAGAAGCAAUGAUUCAGGUCAGACUUCGCAGUCACCCCAGUGCGUCUCUGUGUGGAGUGGUUGACUGGCGGGGGUGUAGAGGUGUCCAUCAGUGGGUUCUCACGUGACGGUCGUAGUAAGUCGCUUACCUGCGUGCAGGUGCAGACUACGCCUGGUACCCAACUCUCACAUGUGGCUCCACGGAGCUAGGCUCUGUCUAGCGGCCACACCCCGGUAACCGCCUCGACCGGCGGGCUAAAUCAGGUGAGGGUAUCCGUGUGUGCACCUGCGCGCACGGUACUGUGGACUCCGCUGGGCGGCUGGAUCUCCGCGUCGGACUCGUCGAGAGGAGGCUCCGUCUUGACCACCGCAGGAGGCCACAAGGUAAGUGAGCCCUCAGGUAAGCAAGCGUUGCUCUGUUUCCUUACUUGCAUGUCAGUGUUGCAUGCUGUAUGCUGUUCUUGUUGCCUGUUCCAUGUCCGUUUAUUUGUGCUUCUCUUUACUAAUAACUCGCCGUCAUUGUGCUGGACUUCGUGUGCUGCCUUGCUUAUUGUUGUUCCUGCCUGCUGACUAUGUCUGUUUGUCCAUCCUAACUGUAAGUCAUAUAUCGUUCUUUUGGUUGUAUCUUCUCUCCUAUUUAGUUUCCCCCCCCCCUCCCCCCAAGGUUCCAGGCUAAUUCGGGUCGUUCUCUCACUAACGAAAAGCCAUGGCCCAUAGUGCAGUUCCGCAGCCGUCUGGGAUAACCAUGCAGCCCUAUUUAGGGGGUGCGCCGCCUGCUCCCGCGAGGGGGAAGGGGCUAGAAAAGGUGCCCUAAAUAGUUCUGGGGAACCACGCCGUCUGCGGGCUGACCGUGGUCGCAGACAAAAACCACACGGUCGAAACAGCCAAAAACCGAAACAACAACCAUCUCUCUCCUCCUCCCUCCUCCUCUCCACCGCCUCAAUCGCCAGACUGGCAGGACGAAUCCGCUCACUCUGACAGCCUGGAAUGUUCGUUCCCUUAUAGACAACCCGACAAGAAACCGACCGGAACGGAGGACAGCACUAGUGGCCCAGGACCUGGCGCGCUACAAGGUGGACAUCGCCGCGCUCAGCGAAACCUGGUUCUCCGAACAAGGCCAACUGCAGGAGAUGGAUGCCGGCUACACCUUCAUCUGGAGCGCUCGCCCCAAGGCAGAGCGACGGGACGCGGGUGUCGCCUUCGCGAAAGAAGGCCACUUGGAUGCCUCCUCGAUCACGUCAGUGGCACCUGUUGAACCAUGUCCUCGUCUGGAGGCGAGACCAGCGGGGCGUGAUGGUGACAAAGGCGAUUCCGGAUGCUGA
Messenger RNA from Spirometra erinaceieuropaei, 4779 nucleotides. NCBI's taxonomy places the organism in Eukaryota, Metazoa, Platyhelminthes, Cestoda, Diphyllobothriidea, Diphyllobothriidae. The record is from the annotation of a GenBank genome assembly.